AUGGAAGAAGUUAAAAAUAUUGAUCCAGCUGUUGGAUUCGACCCUUCUUAUUUAAGACCUCCUGCAGAUUAUGUCAACAUCAAGCACGAAGAUAAAUAUAUUCUCCAUGGUGAAGGAAAGAAGGCAGGUAGAAAAAUUUAUCAUAAUACUCAAUUCUCUGCUUUUGAGUAGUAAGGUAUUGCUCAAUUCAAGUAGGUAUUAGAAAAAGACUAAGAAAUCAAACUUCCAAGCGAUUGGACUGAUGUUGAUAACUUAAAGAUGUGCUACAGUGCCAGAUUCGAUAUGUAAAAAUGCAUUAAGCAAACAAAAGAACACAUUGCCUGGAGAAACGAUGUUGAUAUGCACACAAUUGACGAAGAAUCUAAGAAGUUAUUAGAAAGUGGCUUCGUUUAUCUCCUUGGUAGAGAUAAAUAAUACCGUCCUGUUGUUGUUCUUGACUGUACUAAAAUUAAUGUUAAAAAGCAAGGUGAAAAGAAUGUUAUGAGAGCUCUCUGCGUUUUAUAAGACAUGAUUAAAAAGUAUAUGUUCGUCAAUUACCAUAUUGAAAAUUGGGUUUUCAUUAUUGAUACUGGUGGUAUGGGUCUUUUCGAUCUCCCCAUUAAUGCUUUGAAAAUGAUUAUAGGUGCUAUGUCUAUUAAUUAUUGUGCAUGUAUGGAUAAGGUUUUCAUUCUCAAUCCUAGUUUUGGUUUAAAUGCUUCUUGGAGUGUUGUCAGUGCUAUGAUGGAUCAUGAAAGUGCCGAAAAAAUUACAAUGCUUAAAAAAGAUAAAUAUCCUAAAAUACUUGAAAAGAUUCCUGCUGAAAUGUUAGAAUAAAAGUUUGGUGGUAAAGUCCCUAAUGUAACUUAAUUUUGGCCACCUGUCGAUAUCUACCACUGA
This is a messenger RNA of Tetrahymena thermophila SB210, 876 nucleotides long. Its product is annotated as CRAL TRIO domain protein. Lineage: Eukaryota; Ciliophora; Oligohymenophorea; Hymenostomatida; Tetrahymenidae. The record is from RefSeq and is a predicted model, not a curated record. The transcript is spliced from 6 exons.